Molecule: messenger RNA, 3666 nt
Organism: Sinocyclocheilus anshuiensis
Lineage: Eukaryota; Metazoa; Chordata; Actinopteri; Cypriniformes; Cyprinidae
Gene: ablim1a
Product: actin binding LIM protein 1a
Exons: 24
Coding region: 1-2340 (779 amino acids)
Biological process (GO): lamellipodium assembly; cytoskeleton organization; cilium assembly
Cellular component (GO): actin cytoskeleton; stress fiber
Molecular function (GO): actin filament binding
Source: RefSeq, a predicted model, not a curated record
AUGCCUUCCCUUCCCACUUUGAACAGCCUGGGAAAGCUCUGCGGCUCAGGACGCAGUCAGCAUGUGGAUCGCACCCGGAUCAAACGCACAAACUCUGUCAAACGCAUAUCUGUCAUAGAGGAUGGACGUGUGGCAGAAGUGUUGUACCUCAUCCCGAAAGAGUCUGUGAUGCAACAGCUGCCGUUCAUCAACCCUGAAGACUAUUACUUGACUGAGAGCCUGACACCUGUGGCCCAUACACAGGAAGCUCACCACCAGACGGAGAAGCCUUUGAUACGCUGUGCUAAAUGUGGGGAGGUGUGCAAGGGAGAGGUGUUACGAGUGCAGGCCAAACACUUCCACAUCAAGUGCUUCACGUGCAAAGUAUGUGGCUGCGAUCUGGCUCAGGGAGGAUUCUUCAUGAAGAAUGGGGAAUAUCUGUGCACUCUGGAUUACCAACGCAUCCAUGGCACGCGCUGUAACAUCUGUGGAGAGUUUGUGGAGGGGGAGGUGGUGACUGCACUCGGAAAGACCUACCACCCAGCAUGCUUUGUGUGCACAAUCUGCAAGAGACCAUUUCCUGCUGGAGACAGAGUGACGUUCAAUGGCAAGGACUGUCUGUGUCAGUACUGCGCAGAGCCCAUGUCUCCAGGACCUACCAAAGACGCCAUCAGACCAAGCAGUUGCGCGGGCUGUGGCAGAGAUAUUAAGAAUGGUCAGGCUCUGUUGGCUCUAGAGUGUCAGUGGCAUUUGGGCUGUUUUAAAUGUAAGGCCUGUGCCAAAGUAUUAACUGGAGAAUACAUCAGCAAAGAUGGCGCCCCCUACUGUGAGCAUGAUUAUCAGGUCCUGUUUGGAGUGCAUUGUGAAGCUUGUCAGCAGUUCAUCACCGGGAAAGUCCUGGAGGCAGGGGACAAGCACUACCACCCCAGCUGUGCUCGCUGUAGCAGGUGCAAUCAGAUGUUUACUGAAGGAGAGGAGAUGUACCUGCAAGGAUCAACAGUUUGGCAUCCAAGCUGUAAACAUUCACUCAGAGGCGAGGAGAGACAGCGGCCGACACGCUCGUCGUCCGAGACUAUAUGUUCCAGACCUGGUUCAAGCAUACAUAGCUCACCGGGUCACACCAUAUAUGCAAAAGUAGACAAUGAGAUCCUUGAUUACAAGGAUUUAGCAGCCAUUCCCAAGGUCAAAGCCAUUUAUGACAUUGAGCGUCCAGAUCUAAUCAACUAUGAACCACUUUACACCACCUCACUGGAUGAAUCAGAGGAGAGAGAGAGUGUGGGAGAGCUGCAGAGCUCCAGGAGAGAGUGUUCGCCCAUGCCAGAAGACAGAACCAGGUCACCCACACCGACUACUGAGGGUUACUACGACAUGAGAGAACGAAUCCUCCACCGGUCGACAAGUCACGGCUCCAUCGGGUCGCCCAUUUACAGCCGCCACAAUUACACCCCCACCCUGUCACGCUCACCACAGCACUUCCACAGACCCGGCACUGAGCCGUCCAGUGGUCGGAGUUCCCCAGGGGCCAGCACCCCUCCUCUCCCUCUGACUCCUAAACAUUUUCACAUGCCAGAUCAAGGAGCAAACAUCUACAGAAAGCCACCUAUCUACAAACAGCAUGAUUCAGCUGCCUUUGCAGCCCAGAGUAAGUCUGCUGAUGACAUCAUCAAAUCCGCCAAAUUCCCCUCGGCGUACACCUCUGGUCCAGACUACCCAGCAAAGAUAGAGACAGACUGCUGGUCCUCCCCGAUCUCCCAUGCUGCCCUAGGAACAGACGGGAGGAGAAGGUCAAGAGAGGAGGACGAGGAGGAGCUCCAGAAACGCAGACAGAUUCAGGAGGAACAUCUCAGCAAGAUCCAAUCUGGUUUGGGGAAAAUGAUUCUUAAAGAGGAGAUGGCGAAAGAGAUGAUCAGAGAACGUCAUGCACGGAGCCUGUCAGCACAACGCUACGAACAUGGAAGCAAUCGAAAUUCAGCCUCUAAAACAGGCUCACUGCCUGGAUACGGGCGAAAUGGACUGCAUCGGCCUCAGUCAACUGAUUUCACUCAGUAUAACAGUUACGGAGACGUGUGCGGUGGGAUGAGAGAGUUUCAGCCCAUGCAUGAUGGCCACCGUACAGCCACCAGAAUGGACAGAGGAGUGUCCAUGCCUAAUAUGCUGGAACCAAAAGUAUAUCCAUAUGAAAUGCUUAUGGUGACCAGCCAUAGUCGCUCCAAACUGCCCAGAGAUGUGGACAGAACCAGACUAGAGCACCAUCUGGCUCCAGAGAUGUUCUUUGAAAUCUUUGGGAUGGAAAUUCAGGAAUUCGGUAGGUUACCUCUGUGGAAACGCAAUGAACUGAAGAAGAAAGCCAGACUCUUCUAACCGGGAUCUACAACAUCUGCACACACUCACAUGAUGUAUCACACAGCUGUUUACUCCUCUUCUGUUGUUUCUUGCUAAAACUAUAGCCAGAAGAAAGCUCCAUGCUGCAAUAUUAUCAUAUGAUGUCAGUUUGUAAUAAACAGAGGGUCUAAGCAUUUCAUCUGUAUCUCCAAAAUUCUCAACACUUUAUUUUUUGUCUCUGUCGCUUUAAUUGUCUCUCUUCUAGAAAUGAGUCACCCUUUUUUUGUUGUUCUUUGUUGUUGUUGCAUAUCUUUGUAAAUCAUGUUUAUGCAGGUCUGAUUAUCUGAGCCUUUGUAAAUUUGCAGUUAUAAUCAUAAUUCACUAUUCCAGUAAAGACUCCUCUGUUAGCGUCACUUUUGGUUCUGGGAGGGAUUGUAGAUGCUACACUGAGUAGGUGUCUGUUUCUUUGUAGCUGUUCUUGUAUGUUUUGAGUGCAUUCAGCGAGACUUAAUCCAUACUAGCACAUAUCCAUGUAUUCACCCUUUGCUAUUGUACCAGCCUCCAAUUAACAUCUGUUAAUUAAAGGUCAAGUGUAUCAUUUCUGUGCCAACAGCAGCACUAAACAGAAUUGAAAAAAAUAUUGAUCACUGUCAAAACACAUGUCCAUCUUUCAUUGGUCAAACCCACAUCAUUGGUUACUGGCUUCUCAAACUGGUAACUUUUCCAUUUUAUACCACUAAUGGUUCAGAAGUGACACACUUCACCUUUACGCUUUCUAUGCUGAUUUAACUGUUGAAUCAAUGCGGAUGUCCCUGGUAUAUUGUACAUUUAAAUAAUAGAAUACAAAGUUAAGGUAAAAAUUAACUGCAUUUGACUUUUUUUUUUAAAGCGCGCAUAUUCAGUCACACUGCCAAUUUAUUGUAUCUCAAUUGUAUUUCUGAGUAAAGGGAAAUGUCUCGAUGUGCAGCUCUCAGUAAAAACCAAAGGCAUUACAUUAUAUGAGAGCUGUAGUCUAACAGCUGUUUAUUUCUUCAUCCUCAUUAAUCAAAUCAGAUGUAUUAUUGUGUAGUAUUUCUUUAUGCACACUAGAGUGCACUGGACUUCCUGUGAAGCUAGUACAGUGAAUUAUUGGCUGGACCAAAUCAACUAAUUCAGAUGAAAACAUUCUCAAUAAACACCAUAACUACAUUGACAGGUUUGAAUAAAAUUUGGGUAAAUAGAAUACAUGUCCUUCCUCCACUUCUCUCUCUUUCUUCAUAUACUUCACAAACAUUCAUGUAAUUAGGUGUAACUGACUGGAGUGGCUGUCAGUGAUUAUGACUAUAUAUUUGUGUGUGUGUGUGUAUCCAUGAAAAAAGUUUUAUU